GUGCACCACGUUGGGCCCGGUUCGAAUUAGAUUUAUCGCCAGACGAGCCGCCGCUCUAUCAACAACUUAAAGUCUCACUGAUGGCGGCCGGAUACGAGGCUCUCUCUACGUCUCCCUUUGUAUCAAACUCAUGCGCUAGUUAUGACCUUUACGAUUACACGAUUUGUCUCUCUGGGUCUUUCUGCUCGAACGAGCAAGGCUUCCUUGCGAUUAUUUCCACCCGCAAGCGCUAGCCCCAGAUGUAUCAAUAUUCAUCCAUUAUCGCGACCAAUUAAGACCCCUCCGACCCGCCGAUUGUAUAGUACGGCUACAGUUGGAACUGCCAAGACCUUUGGAUCUGCAGUGGCAGUCGCUGUAAUCGCCGGUGGAGCUUCACUCUUCCUUGCCCUGGCACGCUCUCGAGAUACCGCCCCUCCAAACCCGACGGCGGAAGCUGUUGUUGAGGUUAUUCCCACUCCUCCUCAGACUGGUUCUGAGCCGACACACAAUUUUGCCAAGGCCCUCGAAGACUUGCAGGCAGAAUUCCCAGAAUACUCCAUUGUAUCUACCGACCCCGGUGAACUGUAUGCUUAUGCACAGUCAGCCUACUCUCAAUUUGUUGGAUUACCGCAUACCAUUGUUGUACACGUUCGAAGCACCGAAGAUGUUGUAAAGGUAGUAAAAAUAGCUAACAAGUAUCUCGUUCCAAUUGUACCAUAUUCAGGAGGAACAAGCCUGGAAGGGAAUUUGUCUGCUUCGGAUGCAGAUGUGGUUUGUCAAGCUGGAGUCACCUGGAAUGAUCUGAAUGAAACGCUGAGGGAAAAGGGUAUGUCACUGUGUAGUCGGUGUGGCAUGAUUUCGACUGGGUGCUCUGGAACCAAUGCGGUCAAAUAUGGAACAGCAAGAGGCGAAUGGAUUCUUAACGCCACGGUGGUGCUUCCGUCGGGCGAAGUGAUCAAGACACGACAGCGCGCCCGCAAGUCAUCGGUGGGUUUUGAUGUCACCAAAUUGUUCAUAGGUGCAGAAGGCACUCUUGGAAUUAUCACGGAAGCUACAUUACGUCUAGCCCCCGUUCUGCCAAGCACUGUUGCUGUGGCGCAAUUCCCUGAUAUUCGACAUGCAACUGAUGCAGUGUGUGACGUCUUGAACCAUGGCGCAGCACUGCGUAAGUCACAAGCACUUCAGAGGUGUCAAAUGCUAAGCGGGGCAUGCCUGUUCCCCACAGAAUGCGUCGAGAUCAUUGAUGAACUUACGAUCAAGGCGCUAAACCAAUUUGGGACGUCUGCGAGAAAGUGGCCAGAGAAAGUUACUCUCUUCUUCAAGUUCCAAGGCUCGGACGAUGUGAUUCAGGAAACGUCGCGCCAUGUGGAAAGCGCGGUUGCGAAGCAUGGUGCAACCGACUACCAACUUGCUUCAAACAAGCAGGAAAGCGAGGACAUCUGGCAGGACCGGAGAAAUGCGCUUUUCGCGUGCCUUGCAUACCGUCCAGGAUGUCAAGGGUGGAUCACUGACGUAUGCGUCCCAGUGUCACGCCUACCCGAUCUUAUCUCUGCUGCAAAGAAAGAUUUUGAGGAACUCGGUCUAAUUGCACCAAUUGCUGGUCAUGUUGGCGAUGGUAACUUCCAUGCUCUCGUUCUCUAUGCGGAUGACGCGGAGCUUGCCCUUGUACGAGAAGCAGUUAGCAGGAUCAAUCACAAAGCCAUUGAACUUGAAGGAACAUGCACUGGGGAACACGGCGUUGGUACGGGUAAACGCAACUACCUCUUGACUGAACUUGGAGAAGGCACGGUAGCCCUCAUGAGAACCAUCAAACAGACGCUCGAUCCCCACAACUUGUUUAAUCCAGGAAAGCUGUAUCCCGAUGUUUUGCCGCCGUCCGACACGAAUGCGUUGACAGAAGGUCACGCUAUCUCAGCCAGCAGCAAAUCUUGAGUCUCAGAGUCGGGCGCUCGUAAUUUUUUUUUCACCUUUAAAGGUUGUACAAUGUGACGUAUCUUCUUGAUGACAUUCUGUUCCUUAUGAGAAGGACAACCAAGUAUUUGACUAAUCGGUAGUUUGAUUAUUCGACGGCCCUAUUUCAGAUUUUCGGCCAUCUUGAGUGAUUUCUCAGUAUUGGUGGGAGCCCUGAGCAGGGCCUUCAGCAUUGUGCUAUUUUGACGUGUAUCCUGUGA
Molecule: messenger RNA, 2150 nt
Organism: Suillus subalutaceus
Lineage: Eukaryota; Fungi; Basidiomycota; Agaricomycetes; Boletales; Suillaceae
Product: FAD-linked oxidase-like protein
Exons: 11
Coding region: 142-1911 (589 amino acids)
Biological process (GO): lactate catabolic process
Cellular component (GO): mitochondrion
Molecular function (GO): D-lactate dehydrogenase (cytochrome) activity; FAD binding; D-lactate dehydrogenase (NAD+) activity
Source: RefSeq, a predicted model, not a curated record